Molecule: messenger RNA, 1013 nt
Organism: Caenorhabditis angaria
Lineage: Eukaryota; Metazoa; Nematoda; Chromadorea; Rhabditida; Rhabditidae
Source: the annotation of a GenBank genome assembly
AUGAGACCAUCCGCUAUUGCCAUGGGAAAACACUUCGGAAAUCUCGGAAAGGUAUUUUUUUCUCAGAGAAAAUUUAUUGGAAACUGAAAAUUGUUUUCAGAUGUAUGGAGAACAUCGAUUUGCUCUUUCGCCAAAUGAGCAAAAAGCCUUCAAAGGAUUCUUCGAUCAAGCAUUUGUCCGCACUUUCAAAACUUAUGUUUGGGACCAAUGGUAUUAUUACAUCCCACAAGUGAGUUUGUUUUUCGAAAAUAUCUUUCUUGAAGAACACGUUUUUUUUUCGAAAAUCCUGGGGUUGGUUUAUCUCAUUCUAAAUUGAUCCGUCUGAUGAUGUUUACAAAUUUAAGCGAUUACUACUUACUGAUCUUAUUUGAAACUUCCGUGUGAACUUUUAAAACUGAAGAUGGACCCAUUAGACAAAAUAACAAAAAUUUGUUGUCUGACAAAUAUUCUGCUUAACAUUUAAGAAAUAUAAAUAAUUAAGAAAUGAAGUGAAGUUUAAUUUCCCGAAAUGAAAAACAAUCAAGUUCACGUUUUCAAAAAAUUAUUACAUUUCAAAAUUUUUCAUCAAAUAAUUUCGCUAAUUGAAAAAAAAACACGCUCUGAACCAUAAUGUUAUUCUAAUAUGAAUAGUGCUUAUAACUAAUCUCAAUAACAUAUUUUAAAGCGCCAAUUUUUAUACAAAGUUUGAACAUUUUCGAUGCAUAUUUUUUGUGAAUAAAAAAAUAGAAACAGUGUGAUUUUUCAAUAUGAUUAUUUUUCAUACUCCUUGUAAUCAAUAACCGUUACAAUUUUUCCAGACAAUUGGAGCUUAUCUUUUGUACGAUUGGGCCAUCAAGACAAAUCACCAUGCUAUGCGCAAAAACCCAGCCGAUUAUGCCAACGACAAGUAAAUAAUUUGUAAGUGUGUUUUGUUGCUAGAAUUAUUCUCAAAUGUUCAUCAAUCUGUAAUUUUUAGCCUCCAUCACAUUAAUUUGAAUUACGAAUUUUCGUCGUUUUUUAUUUGGUCCGAAUAA